Rana temporaria (common frog) is the source of this 2168-nucleotide messenger RNA. It is a transcript of the gene PRPH, whose product is annotated as peripherin. Bases 93 to 1469 code for a protein of 458 amino acids. The record is from RefSeq and is a predicted model, not a curated record. The transcript is spliced from 9 exons. Gene Ontology annotation, cellular component: plasma membrane; axon; type III intermediate filament. Gene Ontology annotation, molecular function: structural molecule activity. NCBI's taxonomy places the organism in Eukaryota, Metazoa, Chordata, Amphibia, Anura, Ranidae.
CUGGAGUCACAGUCUUUCUAUUCAGCAUCCCAGAACAAGCAAUACAAAGCAUCUUUCCAGAGUACUAAGGGGCAGAGAGAACAUAUCUCAGAAUGAGUCACUCUGGAUUAAGAUCAACAUCAUCCACCUCAUACCGCCGCACUUUUGGGGCUCCUGUUCUGUCUCCUGCAUCCUAUUCCUCUUCCUCUAGGUUCUCAACUGCCAGGCAAUAUGCUACCCCUUCUCCUGCUGCCUCUAGCCGUUCCUCAUCCUCAGCCUUCAGAGUACGGUCCAGCACUCCAGUCCGAAUUGGUCUGGACCGAAUGGACUUCUCAGUGGCCGAUGCCCUCAAUCAAGAGUUCCUGACCACCCGAAGCAAUGAGAAGGCUGAAAUGCAGGAACUGAACGACCGCUUUGCCAGCUUCAUAGAAAAGGUUCGAUACCUGGAGCAGCAAAAUGCAGUGCUGGUCACAGAGAUCAACCAAGCCAAGUCCAAGGAGCCCACCAGGGCAGCAGAUCUGUGCCAACAAGAGCUCAGGGAGCUCCGCAGACAGCUGGAUCUCUUAGGCAAGGACAGGGACCACAUUCAGGUGGAGAGAGACAACCUGGCAGAAGACCUGAACCUGCUUAAGCAAAGGCUGGACGAAGAAAUGCACAAAAGAGAAGAUGCAGAGAAUAACCUUGUUCUGUUCAGAAAGGAUGUGGAUGAUGCAACCUUGUCUCGUCUAGAGCUAGAAAGAAAAAUUGAGUCCCUAAUGGAUGAAAUUGAAUUCCUGAAGAAACUUCAUGAGGAGGAACUUCAAGAUGCGCAAGUGUCAGUGCAGACUUCAACCGUACGCAUGGAAAUUGAAGCUACAAAGCAGCCAGAUCUCACAUCUGCGCUUCGUGAUAUUCGUAGCCAAUAUGAGAACAUUGCUGCCAAGAAUCUACACGAAUCUGAGGAAUGGUACAAAUCUAAGUUUACCGACCUGUCAGAUGCUGCAACCCGCAAUAAUGAAGCAUUGCGUCAGGCCAAGCAGGAGAUGAAUGAAUCACGACGACAGGUCCAGAGAUUGACUAGUGAGGUCGAUGGGCUGAAAGGAACAAAUGAAGCUCUGCUGCGUCAGAUGAAGGACAUGGAGGAACAGUUUGGGUUUGAAACAGCAAAUUACCAGGAUAAUAUUGGACGACUAGAACAGGAGGUGCAGCAUUUGAAGGAAGAAAUGUCACGUCACUUGAGGGAAUACCAAGACCUGCUCAAUGUUAAAAUGGCAUUAGAUAUUGAGAUUGCAACCUACAGAAAACUCCUUGAAGGCGAAGAAAGCAGGAUUACUGUCCCCAUUCACUCAAUGACAUCUUAUAGUAUGAGAAGUCCAGGACCUGCUGAAUUAGAUCACAGCUCUGAGACUCACACCAGGAAAACUGUUGUCAUUAAAACUAUCGAGACAAGAGAUGGAGAGCAGGUGGUGACUGAAUCCAGGAAGGAUCAACCAUCUGAGGAUGAGAAGUAAAAUGCUACUUGUCAGUUAAAGAGAAGAAAGGUCCUAACACCUCUAAAUACCCUAAGCCUAGACCAAGGAGCGGCCUGUGCUAUUUAAGUGACUUUCAUUUUGGUUUGAGUAUCUUAUGUACAAGGUUCAGGUUUAUCAAUAUCCAUUCACUUACAUCAUGGUAAACCAUCUCUUAAGUGCCUGUGUCCCAGACUGUGAUGUUACCUAUUACCUAUUUUCUAUUCAAAUGCCUUCUGAAACUUUGUGCAAAAAUGUAAUAUCUUCACAAUCAAUAUAUUACCUAGGCCUGUACCAUCAUAGUGAAAUAACCAACCAUUUGAUCAGUCUACAUAUAUUGACACGUGUGGAGUGAUAUUCUGUUGGCAUAUGUACUAGGGAAAAGGUAAUCAUUUGCCAUUUGUUAAAUUAUACAAACAUAGCAGGUUGUUCUGUGAUUAGCAUUAUUAUUUACCUGUGCUGGCCUUUCCUGCCCCCUUGUUGAAGUACACUUGAAUGUCAAGCUUGCUGGUCAGUUUUGAGCUAUAACUGCUGCUCAAGACAAGAAAAUUGUUAAAGAUAUGAUAGCUGUAAAGCGACUUUGGUGCUAUACAAUCCAUGCCCGUUUGUACUGGUUGGGACACUACCCGUAUGCCUUGUAGCAGUGUACAUGUGCCAUGUCUGCUUAACCAGCUAAUAAAAUAAUUGCAGCAAUCAAACAAA